UGUGUCGUUGCAGUAGCAGUUCUACUCGACAUUGUAAGAACGGAAGUGAAUCAACGCCAUCAAUUUGCCAAAUUUCAUGGCUUUUUAGCGAUUUAAACAGAGGAUUUGCCUAUGGUGAGGCACUAUUGAAUUCAUGUGAGAGUCAUCAUGGAAUCUUCAGGGGUCGAUGACCCAUUGAACACAGACAUCUCCCCCUUCCAUCCCAGUCAAGAUUCAAACAAUGCAUAUUCAACUCUCCAAAUGCUUACAUCAACCCAACCUUCGCCUGCGGAAGGUCUACAGGGGAUGGUAUCUCAGUUCAUUCCUUUCGCCAAUGUUACAAGUUCCGAGAGUGCCACCUCUGACAUCAUGUCCCAAUCCCAUACCGUGACGGUACCAGUCGCAUCGGAGCUCUGUGAUGACACGAUAAUUGGGAGAUACUUGACCGGUUUCCAACCCUUACACCCUGCCCUUGUCAUGGCCCCUCAAGAUUCAUCCAUGGUAGCAUCAAAUGCCUCUCUGCUGACAUCCUCAGAGGCUGUUCAACCUUCGGACACCGCUCAACCUCCAACUGCCAGUUCGCCACAGCUGACUACACUGACACCUUCCCAGUUCAUGCUAGUGUCAUCAACGCAGCUCCUCCCCUUCACCUCUUCUUCCCAGGUUACCGUGACAACAUCUCAUCCCACCAUGACAUCACCAAGCUCACUGGCAUCGUCCUCUUCGGAGCUGCUAACCUUCACAACCCCUCAACUCGCAACAAUAAUGUCACAGGGCACGUCCACCAUGCAAUCCCUUACUGACUUGGUCCCCUCUGUGAUAGAUGACGUGUCCAACCAAGCAGUGGUGACAUCAUCUCAGUUAUCCACUUCCCUUGAUUCUCUGGUCCUUCCUGCAGCUAAUCCUCAGAACCUACUGGAAGUAGCCACCAAGGCCAUCAGGGAAGAUGCAGAAGAUGAGGCAGGGGAAGCAGACUUUGCAACCUGCUGGGAUGACAACAUUCAUGGAGAGGAACCAGGCGCUUCAUCCGCUCUUGAUGAUGAUGGAGAAUACCAGGAGUCUUUCACCAACGAAUGGUCACGGCUAUUCAAAGAAAAAUUCUCUCCUUAUUUUGGUUAUGUCCACACUCUAGAAGAGGCUGAAGAGCUACUCCAUGUCUAUGAGGUGUGCACAGAAUCUAAAUACGUGGGCAUCAAGCGAUGUGACAAGACAAACUUUGAGAUCAAUGCCACCAGAGGGCGCCCUUUCCGCUACACCCCUCUCAUCAUCUGCGGUCACAAAGUUCCGUUUGAUUCUGUGCCUUACUAUCAUGGAGGUAAAGCCAUGUAUUAUUGUCAUUUGGGAAAUAAAAGGAAACAUCCCCCGAAGGACCGUCCGUUAAAGCACCCCGAGAAACGAAUGCAUAGCAAGAAGGUUGGAUGCGAGGCACGUAUCGCCUUUCGCGUCAUUGCAAGGUUUCCAGAGCAUAAGUUGAAGUGCGACACAGAGCACCAUCGGCUGAUAGCGUCGCAGACAUUGUCCAAAGUCUGGAAGGAAGGAGGGAAGGACAUCGCCGUCGAGUGGAGAGUCUACAUUAUGCUUCCCAAGGCUACUGCCCACACCAACCACGAACUCGUUCGGACAUUACGUCUACGCGAUAGACCUCUCGAUAAACGAUUAAUCGGUCGGAUCUGCCAACUUGUCAAGAUGGGACUCAGGAACACCCACACCAUUCAGAAACAUGUGGUUCAUUUCGCGGAGCAAGUGCUGCGGAAGGAAGGGAUGAGCUGGAAGAGGAGAAAGGAUAUAUGCGGGAGCAGGCAGAUCUGGUGGUAUCGCAAACAAAUGCUAGAUCACAUUGAGAGUAACACUCUGGAGACAUCCAAGUUCCAAGACAUGAUCAAGGAGGUUGAGGAUAUCGCUGAAAGACAUAACUACAACGGAUUCAUCCAGGAGCUGUCAGAAGUUGAGGAUGACACGGACACCGGCAAGUGGAGGAAACGAACAGUACUGAAGAAUCGCAGAAGCUAUGAAGAGCAGCUGUCAAAGCUUAAGGAAGAGUGCUUUACUGAAUUGCAGCACUUUGUAAACAAUGUACAGUCAUGUACUCAGGUCGAAGUACUUGCAAGAACGUUAAACAGCUUCAGAACUUUUCGGGAGACAUUUGAGAAGGAAUUGACUUGUGACGAGAACAAACAAAAAGAACCAGACAGUGCAAACCUCCCGAAUGGAAUCAUCCAGAUAUUCAAUGUUGACUCUACACAGAACAUUGGGAACAUCAGCCAAAUCCUACAGAUUGAAACAGGAACAAACCAGACAGCUAAUGUAGUCCAGUUACAGUGUACACAAGAAAAUAAAUUACAACCUUGAUGCACACUACAUGUAAGACCCGAUUGCAUGAUUGUAUACCUUUCUCGUAAUUUUGCUAUUCAAUAUUAACUUCCAUGUCUUUUGAUUUUGAUUGGCUGUUGAGUUUCGUUUCCAUGGUAGUGCCUAUUGUUUGUCAAAGUUACCAUAAUUUCAAGUCGUUAUACAACAGGCUCCAGGUUGGUGUUUCAUAAAGCUGUUUGUAAGUUAAGAGUGACCUUAAGAACAACGGGUGAUCCUUUCUUGUGGUACAUGUAAUUGUAUACACCAAAACUCUCAUUGGCGAUGGUUUAUUAGCGAGUAAGAAAGGUUUACCAGUCGUUAUUAAAGUCGCUCCUAACUUACGAACAACUUUAUGAAACAGCCCGUGGCCUCAAAGAGGGGCUCAUAUGGUGUUCAGACAUUUAUUCAUCUAAAAAAGCUUAUUUUCUUAAUAGCAGAAAGCCUUAUAUAGUUCCAAAACUGUCUAAUUUCCAAGCAAGAACCAAUAUGUUGUGAUUUUAGCCUAAUUUCUUGUCUUUAGCAGUGUCCCAGCUUUAAGUGCAGUCCAUUAUACAUGUACUUUUUUAUGUUCCAGUAGGUAUUGUCCAGUUCAGCAUGCUUUCGAAUGAACACAAUUCUUUCCAUCAACAAAAACCAAAACUUUUGAAAUGUAGCACACAACAUGAAUUUGCAAUUCACUUUGAGUACUACCUAGAAAUUCUACCGUACUUCUUGUUAAAAUUUGUAUCCAGUGACUCAAAUUGUGGUUCAAACACGAGUCUGUCUCACUUUUCAUCAGAUAAUUCAGAUUUAUAUUUUCAUUUACUAUUCAUUUAAGCAAUCAAUGAUUUCACGUUGCAAUCACAUUUUAAACUGCUUUUAUGGCUCUUGUGCACACCUGUGGGCAUUUUUAUAACAAAUGUAUUGUCUACAUACACGUAUACAGUAUAUGUACUGUAAUGGGGCGUUGCAAGAAACUUGCAAUCAAUUGCAAGUCUAUUUUCAUUCCCGGGAGUGUUUCAUCAAUAUUUUCAU
This is a messenger RNA of Lytechinus variegatus (green sea urchin), 3342 nucleotides long. RefSeq lists its product as uncharacterized. Gene Ontology annotation, molecular function: DNA-binding transcription factor activity. The record is from RefSeq and is a predicted model, not a curated record. The coding region runs from base 148 to 2328 and encodes 726 amino acids. NCBI's taxonomy places the organism in Eukaryota, Metazoa, Echinodermata, Echinoidea, Temnopleuroida, Toxopneustidae. The transcript is spliced from 3 exons.